CUUUGUUAUUGUGUAUUGAUACGCGGGAAAUCAAAAUGGCUUCUGGCGCGUUAAAUUCUCCGAGAAAGAUUCGUUCUCCUACUAUAUACGUCAUUUGAUGUUUGAUAUAAUAUGGAACAAUUUAGCAACGAAAUUACAAUAAACCAUAUCUCCGGUUCUAGGGAUACGAAAACGUCGAAAAAUGAAAAAAAGUCUCCCCCUUCCUAUGCGGAUUACAACAAUUCACACGUGCCCAGAUACAUUCCUCAGAUGAGUGGAUCGACGUAUUCUAGUCCCCGUUCGAGUAUUAGUUAUGAAUAUUCGAACACAGCCCAAGUUGCACCAUCGUCUUCCAGCGUUAGCACAACGUCGGCUGACUCUAAAACUUCAAGUCCAAGAACCGGUUCUGUGGUACCACCUCCCCCGUAUGAACAAAGGGACUAUCAGAAUAUUGCAGAGAAGAGGUUAGCUGUACUAACUCAACAGCUGGAAAGAAAUAUGCGAGUGUCAUCACCUCAAGCACCACCUCCUCCUCCUUACACGGCUACUCAUAAUGUUCAAAGACCUAUUUCUUCUAGGAUCAAUAUAGAGAGGAAAGUAGAAGCUCUGACAAAUAGUAUACAGGAUAAAAUUGACAUUGGAGGUGAAUACUUUGGUGAAUGUGUCAAGUGUGGCGAUCGUGUAAAUGGGUCGGAAGAGGCUUGCCAGGCUAUGGGAAAACUAUAUCAUACAAGCUGUUUUGUAUGUGUUUCUUGCGGUAGAACACUAAGGGGGAAGACCUUUUAUCAAGUGCAAGGGAAGGUGUAUUGCGAAGAGGACUAUCUUUAUUCGGGCUUUCAACAAUCAGCCGAUAAAUGUGCGGUCUGCGGUCAUUUGAUAAUGGAGAUGAUUUUACAGGCUGUUGGAAAGUCUUAUCAUCCUGGCUGUUUUAGGUGCUGUAUGUGUAACGAGUGCCUUGAUGGCGUGCCUUUUACUGUUGAUGUUGAGGGAAGAAUAUUUUGCGUUAAAGACUAUCACAGGAAAUACGCUCCGAAAUGUGCUGUUUGUGGUCAUGCAAUUACGCCAGUAGAUGGCAGCGAAGAAACUGUUAGAGUUGUGUCUAUGGAUAAGGACUUCCAUAUAGAUUGCUAUAAAUGCGAAGAUUGCGGAGUUCAGCUAACCGAUGAAUGUGAUAGGAGAUGUUAUCCUCUUGAUGGGCACUUAUUAUGCCAUGCAUGUCAUAUAAAUAGACUUCAUGCUCGUUCCGCUCCCACUCCCACUUCAGUUUAUUCUCAAAGAUCAUCAUUAGUUUCAAAUGGAGCAUCUUCUAGGCCUCAUUAUAAAAUAACCGACCUCUAAACAAGCGCUUUCUUAGUGCCAUACGGAUAUUGACGUGUUGGAAAAUCUCGUUUUACUUUUCUCCUGUUUUACUUUGACAAUUGUAUAUAAAUAUUUACAUGCAUAUGUAUAUAUAUAUAUAUAUACAUAUAUAUAUAUAUGUAUAUGUAUAUUAACUUGGAAAAUUUGAGACUUUUCUGCUAUUUUUUUUAAGCUGUUUUUCUUUAUUGCAAAUGAAGUGUGGUAUAAGAAAAACCAACUGAAUUUUCAAUGGUUAAUGCGUUAUUAAACUGUUUUAGAGUAUUGAUUCGAGUGCUCAAAUGUUGCAAAAAUUUUUUUUGGCUAAAUAAAAAUCGGGCAACAAACACAUUUU
Messenger RNA from Dimorphilus gyrociliatus, 1669 nucleotides. Lineage: Eukaryota; Metazoa; Annelida; Polychaeta; Dinophilidae. The record is from the annotation of a GenBank genome assembly.